CAUUCCUGGGUUCCUGUACACUAGCAGGAGUAGCAAGAUCAACUAACAAGCAACCACGUGUGACGCGAAUGGACUUCAUGGAUUGUAUUCUGUGAAUUUUUCUUUUAGUUUUUAGCAAACUCAGUUCGGACUAUCACUGCAACAAUUGUAUACAACUGUAUACAACAAAUACGAUACAUAUUAUUAUUACUAUAUUCAAGCACCGUGUUAUUUCAUGUGUCAUCGUUGUUAUUACGACACAGUCAACAACGCGGUCAACUCAGAAGGGCCACGCAGGGCCACGUAUCAUUAACAAAGAAAUUAGCAUCGAUCUGAUUGCUGUCACAUUUGUAUUUCUACAUUAUUCUACAAGAUGAACAUGCGUAGGAACGCACCUAACAUUUUAAUAUGUGGCACGCCUGGCGUAGGCAAGAGCGCGACGGCGCAUAUGUUGAUGGAAAAAGCUAAACUAAACUGGCUCGACAUCAGUAAAGUAGCUAUUGAGACUGGAUGUGUGAGCGAAUAUGAUGAAGAGUUACAAUGCAGCGUAUUGGACGAGGAAGCGUUAGUAGAUCUUGUGGAGAAUUUUAUGAGAGAAGGAGGACAAAUCGUGGACUAUCACAGUGCCGACUUAUUCCCUGUAAGUUGGUUUGAUAUUGUAUUUGUGCUCAGAACAAACAAUACUAUUUUAUACGACCGUCUACAGGCAAGAGGUUAUAGCAAGAAGAAAUUAGAGAACAAUAUAGAAGCUGAAAUUUUUGAAAUUGUUAUCCAAGAAGCACGAAAUUUGUUUGAGCCAGAAAUAGUGCAUGAACUAACGAACGAUACUCCAGAUGAGCUGACACGUAAUGUAGAUAGAAUUUGUCAAUGGGUGGAACAAUGGAAAAUAGAUAAUAUGUAAAAGUGACAAAAUAUGUAAUAAACAGAGCAUUUCUUAUGUAGACAUUUUCUCAUGUAAAGCUCUCACGACUACGUUUUUCAUAUAUACUUAUUUAGAUUGUAAUUUUAUUAUAAAUAUAUAAGCUUAUCGACGCCAUAAAAUGUGAUUGUACAAGUUCUAAAAUCUAUUAAGUAAACAUCUGUACAUAUAACAAACACAUAAGCACACAUAUAUGUAUGUAUAUACAUACAUA
Molecule: messenger RNA, 1112 nt
Organism: Mycetomoellerius zeteki
Lineage: Eukaryota; Metazoa; Arthropoda; Insecta; Hymenoptera; Formicidae
Gene: Ak6
Product: adenylate kinase isoenzyme 6
Exons: 3
Coding region: 353-880 (175 amino acids)
Cellular component (GO): cytoplasm; nucleus
Molecular function (GO): AMP kinase activity; ATP binding; ATP hydrolysis activity
Source: RefSeq, a predicted model, not a curated record